AGUAUCUGACGUCACUUCCUGUUUGUACCUCUUGUAGUUCUUCCUGCCUUCGGACACCUUGCAGGGCCAAAGAUCGUUGCAGUCAUGCCGGCAGCUGCUUCGGGGACCAACAAGGCGACUCACGGCGAUGGAGGUCCGAAGAAGAAGAGGGGCCCAGGGGCUUUGGCCACGGCCUACUUGGUCAUCUACAACGUUGUUAUGACCGCGGGGUGGUUGGUGAUCGCCGUAGGUCUGGUGCGAGCGUACCUGGCCAGGGGAAGCUACCACGGCCUCUACUACUCCAUCGAGAAGCCCCUCAAGUUCUUUCAGACCGGCGCCGUCCUGGAGAUUGUCCAUUGCGCUGCAGGGAUCGUGCCGUCCUCCGUCAUCCUGACCGGCUUCCAGGUCAUGUCCCGGGUCUUCCUCACCUGGGCCGUCACACACAGCGUCCGAGAGGUGCAGAGCGAGGACAGCGUGCUGCUCUUCGUGGCCGCCUGGACCGUCACUGAGAUCAUCCGCUAUUCCUUCUACACCUUCAGCCUGCUCAACCACCUGCCCUACCUGGUCAAGUGGGCCAGGUACACCUUCUUCAUCGUGCUGUAUCCCAUGGGCGUGAGCGGCGAGCUGCUGACCAUCUACGCGGCCCUGCCCCAUGUGCAGAAGACGGGCCUGUACUCCGUCACGCUGCCCAACAAGUACAACUUCUCCUUCGACUACCACGCCUUCCUCAUCCUGGUCAUGAUCUCCUACAUUCCACUGUUCCCCCAGCUCUACUUCCACAUGGUGCGACAGAGGAAGAAGGUUCUGGGCCACGCAGGCGACUGCAGCAAAGUGGAGUGACUCCUCCUGGCUGGCAGCAAACAGGAAGUGGACCAAACCAAAUGGACCAGUGAUUUCAUCUUUUCCUCCCAGGGUUUGUUUGCUUUUGGAUUCUUUUCAGUUCUCUUGAUGAAGUCCAGCUGUGUCGCAGCUAAAGAUGCACUGAUGGAAACAGCGCUUCCUUCAAGUAGAACCCCUCUUUAUUUAACUCUUUCACACACUUUUUGCCUCGCUGGCUGUAACAUUUUGCUUUUAUCUGUGAUUACAAAAAGCUGCCCAGGCCCUCUUGUUCCCUUUAUUACUUUGGAGGUCCUCCACAAGCUUCAAAACAAGCAUCAUUUGAUAUUUUUAGUGUCCCGCACAUGGACUCUCUAGCGCCCCCUUGACAACUUGAAUAAAUAUAGUCCACAUUUUAACCAGCUGGUCCUGGGGACUCGGACCAACUGAGCCGUGGUUAAAGUGACACGUACUAUAGAGAAGGGCCGCCGUAAAUAGCGAAGGAUUUUUUUCCUACACCACAGGAUGUGGGCGUGGCCAGGCGCCAAACUUUGAUCCCAUGGUUUGCCACAAAACGCUCAAACACUCGUAACCCGGCUCCACAAUCCGGUCCACAUCAGGACCAUGACGUGAACAGCUAAGUAGUUUCCCCGCUCCUUUUGUCCCGUCCAAGUCCUGACUUGCACUGUGUGACCCUGAAGGACUGCUCCUGGCAACUUCAUCCAUGUCUUCAGUUGAGUGCCAACAAGGUAGCAUUUCUUAAACCCUCUCUAUGCUCACAUAUUCUUUCCUGCUAGCAACUCGCCGGCGACAACAAGAUGUGGGAAAUUCCACGUUUUCUAGAUGAAAAGUCCAUUGAGGAAGUUAAAAGGUGUGGUUUAUAUGGACAGAAAAGCACAAUGUUGUGUUUUUGUCACAAUAGUUGGACUCAUUUGGUACGUGAGCUUAGUGAAUUUGUCAUAAAAGUGUGUGAACUGAAA
Nerophis ophidion (straightnose pipefish) is the source of this 1775-nucleotide messenger RNA. RefSeq names its product 3-hydroxyacyl-CoA dehydratase 2 (gene hacd2). The coding region runs from base 85 to 819 and encodes 244 amino acids. Gene Ontology annotation, biological process: very long-chain fatty acid biosynthetic process; sphingolipid biosynthetic process; fatty acid elongation. NCBI's taxonomy places the organism in Eukaryota, Metazoa, Chordata, Actinopteri, Syngnathiformes, Syngnathidae. Gene Ontology annotation, molecular function: 3-hydroxyacyl-CoA dehydratase activity. Gene Ontology annotation, cellular component: endoplasmic reticulum membrane. The record is from RefSeq and is a predicted model, not a curated record. The transcript is spliced from 7 exons.